Molecule: messenger RNA, 2167 nt
Organism: Drosophila miranda
Lineage: Eukaryota; Metazoa; Arthropoda; Insecta; Diptera; Drosophilidae
Gene: BBS5
Product: Bardet-Biedl syndrome 5 protein homolog
Exons: 5
Coding region: 565-1713 (382 amino acids)
Biological process (GO): intracellular transport; cilium assembly
Cellular component (GO): ciliary basal body; BBSome
Molecular function (GO): phosphatidylinositol-3-phosphate binding
Source: RefSeq, a predicted model, not a curated record
AUUGUUCUAAAUUCUAUUCAAAUAGGUCAUUAGGUGGAAUGAGGAGGUAAAGCAUUUCACUGGGAAGUUUCUUCCAAAGGAAAAAAAAAACAACUAUGAGGAUCGUGUGCAGCCCCGUUCUUGCCAACAGUCUGGCUUACCGUCUAAGGGCCAUCGGGUAAUCUUUUCUGGCUUCUUGGUAGUACAGGCUUCCAUCACACAUGAUAAUAUAUAUUAUUGGAUACGUAAAUCAUAAGACUACAUAGAAAUUAAUUAACUCAGUUCGGAUAUGAAAUUGUAUUCACAACGUUCCCGCUCGUAUAUUGCUGUUAUUGCUAGACUGCCAUCAAAAUGGAAACAUAGUGAAGAGAUGAACAGACUUGAUUAAUAUGGAUUUUUGAAUUAAAGAUACAUCGUGUACCGGUUCAUUCUUAUAUACCCCACUUAAUUGAUCCAGAAAAGCUGCCGUUUCGGAAUGACAAGCUUCUGUUAAAGGCAAUAAUAACCUUUCAAAGGGUAUACAAAGUUGCCUAGCAACGGUUUUAAGGAGGAAGACACAACAAAAGUGGAAAUUUCAUUCUUAAAAUGUUGAAAUCUCUGGGACAGACCGAUGGCCAGCAGCCACAGCUGCAGCUUCUUUGGGAGGACAAGGAUGUCAAGUUUGAUACGCCUCAUCUGCACACUCGACUACGCACCGGAGAGAAGGUGCUGGACUACAUAUAUCACAUUGAGGACAGCAAGGGUAAUCCCGGGGACACGGGCCGCCUAAUGGUCACCAAUCUUCGAGUGAUUUGGCAUUCCUUAGUUCACAAAAAGUACAAUUUAUCCAUUGGGUUUGCUAGGUUUGGAAACACCAAUACCCGCAUUGUGCACAUGCACUCCAAGGGCAGGAUGCCCAGUCAGGCAUUGUACAUUCUGGCCAUCAGCAAUGAGACGCGUUUCGAGUUCCUCUUCACGGAUGUGUCCGGGGAGACGGCGCGCCGUGAACAGCCCAUCUUUGCCAGCGUCUUUGAUGUGUAUCAAUUAUAUCAACGUACGUAUCUCUAUCGCGACCUAAAGCUGCGAGGAGCCAUCGUACUCUCUGGACAACUGAUUAUCCUGCCCGAUGAGCAGGUCUAUAGCCAGGUACAGGGCGUCUGGAAUCUAUCCAGCGAUCAGGGAAAUCUGGGCAGCUUUGUUGUCUCCAACAUACGUCUUGUGUGGUUCGCUGAUGCCAAUGAGACCUUUAACAUCAGCCUGCCCUAUCUUCAGAUUGAAAGCCUACGUGUCCGAGAGUCGAAGUAUGGUCCUGCAUUGGUCAUCCAAACAGCCGAGACUGGAGGCGGCUAUGUACUCGGCUUCCGCAUCGAUCCCGCCGAGCGGCUGAACGAACUCUUCAAGGAGCUCUGUUCGCUGCACACCGUAUACAUAGAGCAGCCGAACUUUGGGAUCCACUACGAUGCCCAGGAUGCACGCCAGCGAUUGGCGGAUGCCGCCGAGGAAGCGGCCCAGGCUACGCAAUUCAAGAUCGAGAAUUUCGAGGAGCUGGACGAGCGGCAAGAGCGCGAGAUCAAUACCAAACUGAAUAGCUAUCUGGCGGAGGGUUGUGUGUCGAACAACAAUACGGAUCAGUCGGACAGGGAGCCGGUGUAUUGCAAGGAGCUGGGCUUUGCAAUGGAGCGCAUACGGGAGGGAUACAAGCUGCAGGAUCUGUGGAAUGUUAUGCCCACCAAAAUGGAGACUUUCGAGGAGUGAUCUGGAAGAGAGAUCAAAAGAAAUAUAGACAGGAAAGUAAUUUGAAAGAAUGGCAGGUAAUAUUUACAUAAAUAGAAGUAUAUUAUUGAAAACAAACAAUAUUUCUCUUAAGUUAAUAAAGUAUAGAUUAGAUUGAAAUAUACAUUGGAAAGCAAAGAUUUAACUAAAGAUUUUGGAAAGAUAUAUUUAAGGAUAAAGGCAUUCAGCAUGAAAUCCAAGAAAGUUCAGUCGAAGCCGAAGACAAUGUUAAUACAGAUAAUAAGGAACGAUUUCGUCAAAGAUUUUCGUAAUUAAAAGAAGAUUUCUUCUUCCAGAACAAAAAUUGAAGUGAAAUUGAUGAUAUGAAAUGAUUUAAAGAAAGAACUUUUAAGGAAACUGAAAGUUUAAGGACCGUAAUUGAAAUCAAUCAUUGGAUCGAAGAUUUCGCAUAUUUCAAGAAAAGAUUCAAUGAAGC